AAACUUCUAUGGGAAGAGUUGAAGACCUUUACCGGAGACAUGAUGUUUAAUAUUGAGAAGGAUGGACAGCAGGAUCAGAAAAUGUGUGAAAAGGCGAGCGGGGAUAAUGCGAAGGAGUUAUGUAGAUUAUUAUUAAGAAUAUUCUUCUGGAUGGAUGGAUUAAAGCAACAAGUGCCGAAUGAGCAGCGAGACAGCACUGGGCACAUGAUUUGGAUACGAAGGGACAAAGAGACGGACGUAAAAAAGGAAGAAGAGCAACUCCACUCUUAUUAUAGGUGUUUAAUUGGAAAAGUAACCUUAGUAAAAAUGUUAGGCAAGCAUUGUAAGUUAAAGGUAGUAGCAGACGUAGUUAUGAAUGAUGUGGGGAAAAUGAGGAAAACUAUGAAUCUUAACGGCGGGAAUCAAUUAUGUAAUGAAGUGGAUUUCGGAAGUUUAAAAUUAGGGAGUAGGUUCAUGUGGGAUCAAAUUAAGAAGCGGAUAAAUGAUUUUAGUACGGAAAACAAUUAUGGUGUUUGGUUACCGCUAGUACAAAAAGGACAUAGCAAGUUGCACACAAUAAGGGACGAAGUACAAGACAAGGGAAUUUGCCCAAAUGGAGAAGAGAACCUUGACAAAGACACCUUAGAAAAAUUAGAAAUAACAGUCUACAACGAUGAAGACCUGUCCUUAGACGAUGACAUUGACACGGACAAGGACACUAAAACUUCAGGGAAGGAGUUGGAGGAAUUAUUGGCCAAAGCGAAGCAAGAAAAGGAAGCAGGGAAGGAGGACAAAGAGGAAGAAUUCUUAGCAAAGACGUUACAUGAUUUACUGUGGAAAAAAUUCGAACAACAUAGGGAAGAAGUUCAAAGCAAGAAAAAACCACAAACAACAGCUGUAGCAAGUCCACCUACAGGUCAAACUAGGAAGGACGACACUGCAGGGGAUGAUGAUGCUCUUCCUAAAGUAAAACAACCACCGUCUAAUCCAGCACCACUUGCACCAUCUGAACCAAAAGGUGAUGAAGAAUGCAGCCAUCUGAAGGAUGACAUGUGUAAACGAGCAAAAUGCGUGACGACUAAUUGGUUUAAAGACAGAAUAACGCGUGAUGGGGGUGGCAAACAAAACUGGUGUACAUUUUGGAAUAAUGACGUCAAGGGGAGAUUGGAUAAACUGUCUGAGGCUAUGAUCCAUGAGAAAACGGGAGACGACGGUAUAUGCAAAGACAUUGAGCAAACGGGAAAGGAGGAUGCACAACAUGCAGAAGCAAAAAGAAAAGCUUGUGAGUACAUUGUUAAGGGUUUAAAACAUAUAUAUAAUUCUCAGGAACAUGGGACCGAUCUCCAAAAGAAGAAUAACCAACAAUUUGAUCGAACUAUGGGGUGUAUUCUAUUAAAUGCUUAUGCAGAUAAGUUGAAAGAAGAAGCACAGAAAAAAAACCCUCCUUGUGAUGUUGAAAAAGGCAUAGACCAUGCCUUCACUAAAAGUGGAGACAUUAAGGAAAAAACACUUCCAUGUAAGGGUGAUAGUACUUGUGUUGAAUGUACCAGGAAAGAAAAUCUAACUUGCACAUUAAACGUUAAUGAACAACUGUUUGAUGAAGGAGAAAGUAAAAAGUGCGAAAUAGGCAGAAGCAGUGGCAGAACCCAGAUGGGAACCAAAGUAAAAGAAAUGCUCAGCGGCAAUGCACAAAUACAAAGAACUCUGAAAAGCAUAUGCAGAGAUUGUAGCAAAGAAGGAAUGAAACUAUGCGAACGAUUACAAUGCAUAACAGAAAAUUGGUUUGAGGACAGAAUAUAUGGGACGCACAAACGAACCUGGUGUGUAUUUUGGAAUGAUGACGCCAAAAGUAGACUGAACGAACUGUCUGAAGCUGUGACCACUAAUAGUGAAUCUAUGGGGGAUGAGUGUAAGAACAUUCAGGGGAAAGAUGCAUCAGAUGAUGAUGCUAAUAAAAAAGCAUGUCAAUUCAUUACUGCAGGUUUAAAAGGCAUUUAUGAACUUCAAGAGAGUACGACCGAGCCAAACAGGAAGAUUGCAAGGAAUAAUAGACUAACAAGUCAAACCAUGUAUUGUCUAUUCCUAAACGCCUAUGCGGAUAAGUUGAUAAAGGAGGUUAGACGCCCCUGUAAUAUCACGGAAGAGACUAUAAAGAGUGCAUUUCAAAUCGGAAAUAGAAACAAAGAAACUUGGUGUUUGGAUAAGAAUACUAAGGAAAAGAAUGAUUGUGUUGAAUGUAAAAGGGAAGCUAACUUUAGCAAUUGCCCACUAAACGCAGAUAAUGACCUACGGAGACAAGAUAGUAAAUGCGAUCAGGACAAAGAUAAUAUAGAAAAAAAAGUGAAGGAAGUGUUCGAGAACGGGAAGGGUGACAAAGAAAAGGGGCCGCAAAUAAAGAAAGCUCUGACUGCUCUAACUAAUAUAAAUAAUAUAAAUAAUACCUUAUGUGAUCGUGUGAAGUGUAUAUACCAUAGGUGGGGUGAAAACAGGAAAGUUAACGGAUAUUAUGAAGACUGGAAGAAAUUUUGGGACCCCGACGUCCAGAAUAGACUGAAUGCACUGUCCAAUGUUAUUAAUGAAAAAAAUACAAAUAUGGAACAGCACUGCAAGGACCUCAGUGGGGCGAGCAAACAGGCUUGCCAGCUUAUUACUGCAGGAUUAAAGCGUAUUUACGAAAUUGAAAGAGGUAAACCGCAAGAGGGGAAUGACAAAGAAAAGGAGGAAAGGAAGAUAGCAGAUAACCUCAUAUUCCACCGAACCUUCUCUUGUAUGUUAUUGAAUAUAUUUGCUGAUGAAAUGGAGGAAAAGUGUUUAGCCAAGCAGCAAGACAUAAAAGCAGGCAUACAACAUGCCUUCAGUGAAAGUGCAAAAAUUAAGGAACAAACACAUCCAUGCAAGACUGAAGGUGAUUUGUGUCCAUUUUGCGAAAGGAAGGAGGACUAUAAAACUUGCAGUAUAAAGGAUAAAGACGGAGAAACAAUAGGCGACAGAAUGAAAAAGAUGCUCUUAUACAAUGGCCAAAUAAAGCAAGCUCUGUCUACUAUAGAUUCUUUAUGUAAACCACCUGCUGCUACUAAACCAGCAACAACAUCACAAUCAGGAAGUCAAGGUAGGUCUGAAUCAUCAGGUUCGUCAGCACCACCAGCAGGAAGGGCUGAAACAUCAGGUAAUUCACUUGCAGGAUUUCAACAAGAUACAAAGGGAGUAAAAGGUAAGUCUACAACUGCAAACUGUGGAAAUGGAGUAGUAGACGGUGGUAUGGAUGCAGCUGACGCAUGCUUAGGUUUCUCUAACAAUGAUAUUCCAGUAUCUAAUACUUAUACUCCCGAUCCUGAUGAGGCCGAUGCAAUUAGUGGUCCUAAAGGUGUCCUUGGAAGUGAAAUAGGUAAUGUAGCAAUAGUUAAGGGUAAAGUAGAACUUCCCACUGAUCCUCUUCCCACAGGUGCAGAUCCAGGUUCCCAAACAAUUCCAACCACAGGGCAGGUACACAGGGUGUAUUUGGUCCAGGUUCUACAGGACACCAGUCUCCUGGUUCCUCCGGACCCGGCAGUACGGGAACCUGGAAACCCGGAUCCUCUGGACCAGGUUCCACUGGAACUUGGAACCCAGGUUCUUCCGGUCCAGGUAGUACUGCACACCAGUCUCCGGGUUCCUCUGGACCAGGUUCCACAGGAACUUGGAACCCAGGUUCUUCCGGCUCCGGUUCUACUGGAACUUGGAACCCAGGUUCUUCUGGUACCGGCUCCACUGGAACUUGGAAUCCAGGUUCUUCUGGUUCCGGUUCUACAGGAACCUGGAACCCAGGUUCUUCCAGUUCAGGUGCAGCUGGUAAUCAAAACACUGGUAGUCCAAGACCAGGUUCUACUAGAACUCCACAAGCAGCAGUUGGUAAUGACAAACCACUGGGACCACCUCCACCAGGGAAACCACAAGGACCACCACAACAAGGGGGCCCGAACCCCCUGGUUCCAUCAUCACUAUCAUCAACAGCAGCAACACCAUCACCUAGGAGUGUUACAACAGGAGGAGCACGUGCUUCGGGGAAGAGUGCCAGAGGCCUCCUUCCCAUUCAACAUGUUGGUAACCUUAUAA
Molecule: messenger RNA, 4071 nt
Organism: Plasmodium coatneyi
Lineage: Eukaryota; Apicomplexa; Aconoidasida; Haemosporida; Plasmodiidae
Product: SICA antigen
Exons: 7
Source: RefSeq, a predicted model, not a curated record